UCUGACCACGAAUCAUGAUCCUACGAUACAAACUUAAGGUGUUACUUACUCUAUGUGCUUUAUUUUCAUUCGUUGUUAAAAACGAAUCUUAUAUCGGCAUUGUAGACUAUAGCACAUACAGAACUGUGACGAACUUUGCAGAUGAGUGCGUCAAAUGGAAGUACCUCAAACAUAUGCCUAUCAGGCGCUUGAAAAAGCUUAAAAGGUUCAGACUUGAAGAUGAAGUUUGCUUUCAAACUAAACAGAAGUAUUGCCCUUCAGGAACUGAUCAGCUUACCAAAGAAGGAAAUGAAAAGAGGACUGUACCACUUCAUUAAAAAUUCAACUUAUGUAAUGAACCAUACUACUGAUAACAAUAUAUUUUGUGUCCUCUACAUGUGUGUAUAAGUCAUGAUCAUGGCAUUUGACAAAACCAGUUGAUAAAUAAUAAAAAUCACAAAAACAUC
This is a messenger RNA of Stylophora pistillata, 446 nucleotides long. RefSeq lists its product as uncharacterized. The record is from RefSeq and is a predicted model, not a curated record. NCBI's taxonomy places the organism in Eukaryota, Metazoa, Cnidaria, Anthozoa, Scleractinia, Pocilloporidae.